Phalaenopsis equestris is the source of this 4286-nucleotide messenger RNA. RefSeq lists its product as uncharacterized. The record is from RefSeq and is a predicted model, not a curated record. The transcript is spliced from 24 exons. NCBI's taxonomy places the organism in Eukaryota, Viridiplantae, Streptophyta, Magnoliopsida, Asparagales, Orchidaceae. Bases 224 to 3844 code for a protein of 1206 amino acids.
UUUCUUCCUCCUUUCUGCAAAACUCAGUGAAAAUAUCGCAUUAGUCCGAUAAAUUUGAGGAUUUAGGGCAGAACACUGGAGAGUGCUGCUCCUUAAUCAUAAAAAUUUACUUGUUUGAUCUAUUCGUCAUCGGCUCUGUGAAGCACUUAACUGUCGUAAUUUUCAGGGAUUUUGUGUUAGGGUUUCUGUUCGAGGUUUAUGAUCGGAAUUCAAGGUGGCCGUGAUGUUUGCUGAAGAACACGAACCCCACGCACUUCGAUGGGUCCGCGAGCAGAGGGUUGAUCCCCUUCAUGGUAUUCGAAAUGUCUGUCGGGGGCUUGGAAUUCCUCCGCCGGAAAAGUUCCGCAGUGGCCAUCUGCCUCGCACUGCGGUGCCUCUAUCGCGCACGAUGCCAGUGGAUGAUUGCAGUGAAUUGGGAUCGGAUAUGGACGUUUCAUCUGACAUUGAAGAAGAAAUCUUUGUUGGCACCUAUUCGCCUGAUUCUUCUCCACCUCGAAAUGGUAUUAGUCGUGGGGGGAUUCCUAAUGGAAGCUCCGGAAUUUCUCGUCAGCAUCAUUUCUAUAGUGAUGGUUAUUCGGACUUAAGCUCAUCCGUCGAGCCUCUGCGGCAACCGGCGAGGCAGCAGUGGAAGAAGGGGAGCAUGAGUGGCUACACGGAGGAGGAAGAAGAGGGAAGCUCGGGCUUUAAUGGGCUGAUGGGAAGAGGGGGAUUUACCAGUUUUAGCGAGAACGGAAGAGAAAGGUACGCUGGAGAGAACCACACGAGUACAGGUCAUUUUCGAAACAAAAAAGCAGUUUCUGCUGCCAUGGGGCGUUCUGCUGAUGUCCCAAGUGCGCCACCUUUUUCUCGUGAUGAAAUCAAUCAACCCGUUGACUCUGUAAGCUGCUCAAUGGCAUGUGAUACUCCUAGCACGACGUGUUUUAAUGAUCAUUCUUGUAAAAAUGGCAUUAAUAUACAGGCAAAUUCAGGAAGCAAAAAAACCAAUCAGAAUAUAAGCUCCAGUUCAGUUGGUAUGGAGGCUUCAGCUCCAUCAAAGUUUUUGCCAAUGAAAGUUCCCACUUUUCAUGCAUGUGGACUAGGGCCCUGGCAUUCUGUUGUUGCAUAUGAUGCUUGUGUUCGUCUGUGCCUUCAUUCAUGGGCACGCGGUUGCAUGGAAGCUCCAAUUUUCUUGGAAAAUGAAUGUUCCCUUUUGCGAAAUGCAUUUAGUCUGCAGUACGUAUUGUUACAAUCAGAGGAGGAACUCCUUCAAAAACGUUCUUCAGAACACCUUGAUGGAGCUGCAGUCAAACCAAAGAAAGUUAUUGGGAAGAUGAAAGUUCAAGCCCGUAAGGUUAGAAUGACUCUCGAUAGACCUUCCGGCUGCAAUUAUAUAUCGUUGAGGAGUCAAACGGUGAAGCUGGAAUCAUUUCGUUAUCGCAUGUUGAACUUUCAGUCAACUUUAUCGUCGGGAUGGGAGUCCCUUCGAAAAGUUCGAGUUUUACCUCGUUUAGCUGCUGGUAGCUCUUUUUCCAAGCACAGUCUGGCCUAUAUGCAAGCUAGCACUCAAUACAUAAAGCAGGUUUCUGCUAUCCUAAAAACUGGGGUGAGCUCUCUCCGCAGUGCUCCUGCCUUUGAAGCUGUAACAGAAUCAUAUUCUUGUUUUUUGAAACUGAAAAGCUUAGCUGAAGAGGACAGGGUUAGAAUGCAAGUUGGUUCUGGUGAAACACAUGUUUUCUUCCCUGACAGUAUGGGGGAUGAUCUCAUUGUUGAAGUUCAUGAUUCUAAAGGGAAGUAUCUUGGACGGGUUGUUGUUCAACUGGCAAUCAUUGCAGAGGAUGUGAGCAAUAAAGUUCGGUGGUGGUCAAUUUUUAAAGAACCGGAACAUGAACUUGUUGGACACAUACAACUUUAUGUAAAUUACUCAACCACUACAGAUGAAAAUAGUUCUCUGAAGUGUGGAUCUGUUGCGGAAACCGUGGCAUAUGACAUCGUUUUGGAAGUUUCAAUGAAAGUGCAACGUUUUCAGCAACGCAAUCUACUUUUGCAUGGACCGUGGAAAUGGUUACUUACGGAAUUUGCUUCUUACUAUGGUGUUUCAGACGCAUACACGAGAUUAAGAUAUCUGUCAUACAUCAUGGAUGUAGCGACUCCUACGGCAGACUGCCUAUCAUUGGUUCAUGAUCUUCUUGCACCUGUACUUUUGAAGAAUGGUGGUACCAAAGCUUUGAGUCAUCAAGAGAACCGUAUUCUUGGAGAAGUUGAGGAGCAAAUUGAGGUAAUUUUGGCAAUGGUUUUUGAAAAUUACAAGUCACUGGAUGAGUCGUCUCCUUCUGGAAUAGUGGAAGUUUUCCGGCCUUCUGCUGGUAUACCAGCUGCAGCUUUGGUGCCUGCUGUAAAUCUAUACAAGCUUUUACAUGAUAUAUUAUCGCCAGAGGCACAAUUAAAGCUAUCCAGCUAUUUUCAGGUUGCUGCCAAGAAGCGAUCAAGGAGGCAACUAUCUGAAACUGAUGAAUUUAUUGGAAGCAGUACUGCAGGCACUAGCGGUGGAACUACCACUGAAGCUCUCACUCUAACUACUGCCUAUGAAAAGAUGAAAAAUGUAUGCUUAAAUGUAAGGAAUGAAAUAUUUACAGAUAUUGAGAUCCAUGACCAACAUGUGCUUCCUAGCUUCUUAACCCUUCGUAAUAUAUCAGCAUCAAUUUACAGCGUUGAGCUUUGUAAAAGAAUGCGUGAAUUUCUUAUUGCUUUUCCACCCGCUGGUCCUUCACCACCUGUGACAGAUCUUGUAAUUGCUACAGCAGAUUUUCAGAAGGAUCUCGGUAACUGGAAUAUGGGUCAUGUUAAGGAUGGUGUUGAUGCAAAAGAACUCUUUCACCUCUACAUUUUAUUCUGGAUUCAAGAUAAACGCCUACAAUUGCUUGAUUCUUGCAAGCUAGACAAAGUGAAAUGGUCCGGUGUUAGAACACAGCAUAUGACAACUCCAUUUGUCGAUGGCAUGUACGAUGUACUGAGAGAAACUCUCAACGAGUACGAAGUUAUCAUCUGUCGAUGGCCAGAAUACACUGCGGUUCUUGAGAACGCUAUUGCAGAUGUUGAGAAAGCUGUAAUUGAGGCUUUAGAGAGGCAGUAUGGUGAUGUUUUGGCUCCCUUAAAGGAUGCUCUUACACCCAAAAAAUUUGGCCUCAAAUAUGUGCAGAAAUUGGCUUCCCGUAGCAAUGCAGGGCCUUACACCGUGCCUGAUGAACUUGGCAUUCUGCUAAAUAGUAUGAAACGGUUGCUCGAUGUUUUGUGGCCGAAGCUAGAAGUGCAAUUUAAAUCUUGGGCAUCUUAUAUACCUGAUGGUGGUAAUACAUCAGUUGGCGAGCACCUCAGUGAAGUUAUGUUGAUGCUUAGAUCGAAGUUCAGAAACUACAUGCAAGCAGUCGUUGAGAAGCUUGUGGAGAAUAGCCGUGCACAACCUGCAACAAAAUUGAAGAAGAUUAUUCAGGAUACAAAAGAUGUUAUGAUUGAAUCUGAUAUAAGGAACAGAAUGCAACCUCUGAAGGAUCAACUCAACGAGACUAUAAUUCAUCUUCAUACUAUUUUGGAGGUCCAUAUAUUUGUAUCAUUAUGCAGAUGCUUCUGGGAUAGGAUGGGACAGGAUGUCCUAAAUUUUUUAGAAGAUCGAAAAGAAAACAGAUCUUGGUACAAAAGUGCAAGAAUAACUGUUGCUAUUUUGGACGAUACGUUUGCUUCGCAGAUGCAACAAGUGCUUGGGAACGCACUGCAAGCAAAGGAUUUGGAGCCUCCAAGGUCGAUCAUGGAAGUUCGUUCAGUUCUCUGCAAGGAUGCUUCCACUCAGAAUGAUUCAAAUUUCUACUACUAGAAUUGUUCAACACAUCAACAUAAAUAAGUACCGAAUGGAGCUUCAGAUUCAACACUUAUGUCACAAAAUGGUCUUAUUGUAGCAGUUGGCGAGAAUUUGAGAGCUGCUUAUCGAUGCAAAUAUUUGUCUUUUUGUUGGCUCGGUGAUAUUGAAGAUUCAUUCAUUCAGGUCUUCAAGAAAGGCUCCAAACACUGUAUGAGAAGAAAAAUGGCGGAGGGAUUCAUUCAGCUUUUGCUCACUGAGUUGUGUAGAUAAUAUGUGAGUCUUCUUCAUAUAAUGUGCGGCCAGAAGUUUUGAAAGGAAGAUUUUUGUUAUAUUUUUGCAUCGUUUUAAGAGAAAUGGUUUUGUUGAAUGGGUUCAGUCGUCAGGAUUUACUUAAGGUGGGUAUUUAUGAAAAAUGUCAUAGCUACAGUUAUUUAUUUGACAUCAAGAAGCCUGGUCA